AAGGCAGAGCGGGAAUGGGGUUUAAUCCCCAUCCCCUGGGCACAGAGAAGGGUAUUUGGUGUAGAUAAAGCUCAUCUGGCACAUGACACUGUCCUUGCACUCAGCCCUGCCUUUGUCUGGUGCUGGCAGGCUCAAGGCUGGAGGAGAAGCCCUUCAGCGAGAUGGAAAUGUCUUACAUCAAGCAAGGAGAGGAAGCCCUGCAGAAAUCCCUCAGGAUCCUGGAGGACCAGGACGACUGGAAGACAGAGACGGUGGCGGGUAACGGAGACAAAGUGCUGAGCAAGGUGCUGCCGGACGUGGGGAAGGUGUUCCGGCUGGAGGUGGUGGUGGACCAGCCCCUGGACACGGUGUACGGAGAGCUGGUGGACAACAUGGAGCAGAUGGGAGACUGGAACCCCAACGUCAAGGAAGUCAGGAUUCUGGAGAAGAUUGGGAAGGACACGGUGAUCACCCACGAGAAGGCGGCCGCCACCCCCGGGAACAUCGUUGGGCCACGGGACUUUGUGAGCGUGCGGUGCGCCAAGAGACGCGGCUCCACCUGCGUGCUGGCCGGGAUGUCCACGACCUACGGGGCCAUGCCCGAGCAGGAGGGGUUCAUCAGGGCUGAGAACGGUCCCACCUGCAUGGUCCUGCGCCCGCUGCCCGGCAGCCCCUCCCAGACCCGGCUCACCUGGCUGCUCAGCAUCGACCUCAAGGGCUGGCUGCCCAAGACCAUCAUCAACCAGGUGCUGUCCCAGACACAGGUGGACUUUGCCAAGCACCUCCGGCAGCGCCUGGCCCGGCCAGUGCCCGUGACCUGCUGACCACCCCUGCUGACCACCCCUGCUGACCACCCCUGCAGGCCUGUCUUCAGGGGCACAGUGUGGAAUCUUGUCACUUCAAUUAGCCAAGGCCUUUAACAGCAGACUCCACUAAUUAAUCCAUAGUUACAAUCAAUAAAUAUAAAGGUUUAUUUAUUGCAGCUCAUUGUGUAAGUGCAGGACCAAACAUUUAAUUCCUGCAGUUGCUUAACUGAGCACGUGCUGGCCCAGUCAGACAACUCCACCCUCCCUAAUUACUUCCUAUGAAUAAAUAAAGCUUUAAUUAGUGCUGUCUACAA
Messenger RNA from Catharus ustulatus (Swainson's thrush), 1099 nucleotides. RefSeq names its product steroidogenic acute regulatory protein, mitochondrial-like. NCBI's taxonomy places the organism in Eukaryota, Metazoa, Chordata, Aves, Passeriformes, Turdidae. The record is from RefSeq and is a predicted model, not a curated record. Gene Ontology annotation, cellular component: mitochondrial intermembrane space; mitochondrion. The transcript has 5 exons. Gene Ontology annotation, molecular function: cholesterol binding; cholesterol transfer activity. The coding region runs from base 162 to 803 and encodes 213 amino acids. Gene Ontology annotation, biological process: regulation of steroid biosynthetic process; intracellular cholesterol transport; steroid biosynthetic process.